Trichosurus vulpecula (common brushtail) is the source of this 1023-nucleotide messenger RNA. It is a transcript of the gene MUC13, whose product is annotated as mucin 13, cell surface associated. The record is from RefSeq and is a predicted model, not a curated record. The transcript has 10 exons. NCBI's taxonomy places the organism in Eukaryota, Metazoa, Chordata, Mammalia, Diprotodontia, Phalangeridae. The coding region runs from base 1 to 1023 and encodes 340 amino acids.
AUGGUUCUCGAUGAAACUUGUACAGAGGAGACGUGUCAUGGUUCUUCUAUCUGUGUAAGUCUGAGCACCAAGUCCUUUUGCGUGUGUCCGGAAGGGUAUUACUAUAAUGACUCCGAUUGUAACCAAGGAAGAACAUUCCCUGGGAUAAUUACACUGCUAUGGGAAUUAUCAGGCCUGGAUGACAAAACCUCCGUAAACUAUCAGAAUUUACAUUUCACAAUAGUAGAUUUGAUUGGGUCUGCCUUUGCCAAUGACCCUACAUUUGGACAAGCAGUGAUUCUCAGCCUACAAACAUUUGAAGCAGCCAGAUCUGAAAUGCGCAGCGAAGGCCAAGUUAGUGUAACAGUCACAAGCAUAUUUAGCAAAAGUUCAACCAUAACCCUGGAGGAGGUCAGUAAAGCUAUUAAGAAUGAAGCAGAGAAAGAAGGUUUUUCUUAUGAAGAAGAGAAUCCAUGUGAAUUAAGUGGCUGCAAAAAUACCAGUGAGGAUUGCUCAGAUGGUUUCCAAUGUGAAUGCAAAACAGGGUUAGCAAGACCCUAUCCUUUGUCUUUUUGCUCAGUUUGUUCCUCUGACUGUAAUAAAAAAGCCAAUAAACAAUGUAUUAAGGACCCUGACAACCUGCUUCCAGAGUGCCAAUGCCUACCCGACUACACCACCACCAAGGAAGGAACCUGUCAAAAGUGUGCCUUUGGAUACAGUGGAGUAGGUUGCAAGGACAACUAUAUACUGAUCUUCACUGUGGUGUGUGUCAUUAUUGUGGCCCUCCUCGUGGCCUCCGUAAUUGGACUGAUUGUCUUAUUCAGAUCAAACAGAAGGAAGAAGAAUGGAGAAGAGGACAGUCUGAUUAGUAGAGACUUCAAUGAUAUGAGACUGGAGACCACAGGGUUCGGCAAGCCAGCCUCCUCCACUGGGAGCCUCUUCCCCAAGGUCAAACCUCGAAUUCCCAGGAUCCAAAGCAAUGAGAAAAGUAAUCCCUAUGCCGAUUUGAAUUUCCCAAGGUCUAUGCCUGCACGAGAUUAUUAG